This is a messenger RNA of Chroicocephalus ridibundus (black-headed gull), 843 nucleotides long. It is a transcript of the gene HOXD11, whose product is annotated as homeobox D11. Gene Ontology annotation, cellular component: nucleus. Gene Ontology annotation, biological process: anatomical structure development; regulation of transcription by RNA polymerase II. Lineage: Eukaryota; Metazoa; Chordata; Aves; Charadriiformes; Laridae. Bases 1 to 843 code for a protein of 280 amino acids. Gene Ontology annotation, molecular function: RNA polymerase II cis-regulatory region sequence-specific DNA binding; DNA-binding transcription factor activity, RNA polymerase II-specific. The record is from RefSeq and is a predicted model, not a curated record. The transcript is spliced from 2 exons.
AUGACUGAGUUUGACGAUUGCAGUCACGGCACAUCCAAUAUGUAUCUGCCAGGGUGCGCUUAUUACGUCUCACCCUCAGAUUUCUCGACGAAACCCUCUUUUUUGUCGCAAUCCUCGUCUUGUCAAAUGACUUUUCCUUAUUCUUCUAAUUUACCUCAUGUCCAACCUGUGCGCGAAGUAGCAUUCAGGGAAUACGGAUUAGAGCGCAGCAAAUGGCAGUAUAGGGGCAGUUAUGCUCCUUAUUACUCAGCUGAAGAGGUGAUGCACAGAGACUUUCUGCAGCCUGCGAACAGGAGGACGGAAAUGUUAUUCAAAACGGACCCUGUCUGCGGCCACCACGGACCGUCUCCCGCCGCCUCCAACUUCUACAGCUCGGUGGGGAGGAACGGCAUCCUGCCGCAAGGCUUCGACCAGUUUUACGAGACAGCCCCCGGACCCCCGUACCAGCAGCACUCCGAGGGCGAGGGGGACGCGGAGAAGGGCGACUUGAAAGCCCAGAACAGCACUUGCAGUAAAACACCUUCCAGCCAAGAGAAGAAAGUGACACCAGCAAACAGCGCCGAUUCCCCUUCUGGUGAGGCUGUUGCAGAGAAGAGCAACAGUUCAGCAAUUCCCCAGCGAUCAAGGAAAAAGAGGUGUCCCUAUACCAAAUAUCAGAUAAGAGAACUGGAACGGGAGUUUUUCUUCAACGUGUACAUAAACAAAGAGAAAAGACUGCAGCUGUCCAGAAUGCUCAACCUCACCGACCGGCAAGUUAAAAUCUGGUUCCAGAAUCGAAGGAUGAAAGAAAAGAAACUGAACAGAGAUCGACUCCAAUAUUUCACUGGGAAUCCCUUGUUUUGA